Molecule: messenger RNA, 315 nt
Organism: Microthlaspi erraticum
Lineage: Eukaryota; Viridiplantae; Streptophyta; Magnoliopsida; Brassicales; Brassicaceae
Source: the annotation of a GenBank genome assembly
AUGUGCCGCGUGGUUCUUACCAGAACCAGAGAGGCCGCCGAGGUGUUCGAAGAGGCUACUCCAAUGGCCGGGGAGGUCGAGGAGGUGGUGGUUAUCCGAAUGGUAAUGGUAAUUCCGGUGGAAACGGUUACCCAAGAAGCUACUACAGCAACAGAGGAAGGGGACGUGGCGGUGGUAAUGGUGGUGGAGGAAAUGGCCAUUCAUACAACAACAACCACCAAGACUCUGCUGCUCCUGUUGCUUCUUAGAUUUUUAGCCUCUGGCUUUUGGGUGCGUCUCUUUCAUAUUCUCCCGUUUCUGGUACAACUUAUAUAA